AUGGAUAGGAUUCCGACUAUGUGUGCUCUUCGUAAAAGAAAUAUUAAUGUUGGAGAUGGCUUAUGUGUCUUUUGUGGUGAAGUUGAGGAGACGACAAAUCAUUUAUUUACAGCUUGCAGGUUGAUAACGGGAGUUUGGUUUGCCAUUGCUUCGUGGUGUAACAUCGCUCCGUUUUUCUUCUUCUCUAUAAAGGAUAUUGUAAAGGUGAUAGAGUACAUGCCGGCAUCGGAUGCAAAGAAAGAGGCUGUGUAUGGCGUUCUUAUUUUAACAUGCUGGCGUCUUUGGAAGGCUAGAAAUGAUAAAGUUUUUUCUGAUAUUGACACAGAGGUGGUUAAGAUCGUCUCGGACAUUAAGUCGUUGGGAUAUUUGUGGUUUAAGAGUAGAUAUAAGAAGGGUUCGAUUGAUUGGAAAGGGUGGUAUAAUUUUAAUUUUAAUUUGAUGUAA
Molecule: messenger RNA, 444 nt
Organism: Helianthus annuus (common sunflower)
Lineage: Eukaryota; Viridiplantae; Streptophyta; Magnoliopsida; Asterales; Asteraceae
Exons: 1
Coding region: 1-444 (147 amino acids)
Source: RefSeq, a predicted model, not a curated record